Molecule: messenger RNA, 2819 nt
Organism: Delphinapterus leucas (beluga whale)
Lineage: Eukaryota; Metazoa; Chordata; Mammalia; Artiodactyla; Monodontidae
Gene: G3BP1
Product: G3BP stress granule assembly factor 1
Cellular component (GO): cytosol; ribonucleoprotein complex
Molecular function (GO): mRNA binding
Source: RefSeq, a predicted model, not a curated record
AGGGCCACGGCGGGCGAGAGCGAGCUGCGGCCGCCGCCCGGGUCCAAGGGUGAUCUCGGGGGCCUGGGGCCCCGCGCGGCCGGCUCGGUAGCUUUUCCCGCCUGCCCCCCCGCCCCCCUCCGCGCGCCAGCCGAGUCCUUCUUUCCCUGGCGGGGGUCUCCAGCUUAGCCCAGACCAGAGGAGGUUUUUCUUUGGGUGGGGGACACGAAGGUGCGAUGAGAAUUUCUCGACUCGGGAAGCAGAAGUGCUGCUUCUAGGUUUUACUAGGAGUAACGCGGGGAGCAGCGAGUUCGUGGAUAUUGAGUGAUGAUAAUAGCUAACAUUUUUCCAAGCCCUAGCUGUGUGCCAGGCACUGUGCGGAGCAACUUGUGUGUGUCUUCUUUACUCCCGAAAUGCCCCGUUGAGGUUGAAUUGACCAAAGCAAUGGUUAUGGAGAAGCCUAGUCCCCUGCUGGUCGGGCGGGAAUUUGUGAGACAGUAUUACACACUGUUGAACCAGGCUCCAGACAUGCUACACAGAUUUUAUGGAAAGAACUCUUCUUAUGUCCAUGGGGGAUUGGAUUCGAAUGGAAAGCCAGCAGAUGCAGUCUAUGGACAGAAAGAAAUCCAUAGGAAAGUGAUGUCACAAAAUUUCACCAAUUGCCACACUAAGAUCCGUCAUGUCGAUGCUCAUGCCACCCUGAAUGAUGGUGUGGUGGUCCAGGUGAUGGGUUUGCUCUCUAAUAACAACCAGGCUUUGAGGAGGUUCAUGCAGACCUUUGUCCUUGCUCCUGAGGGCUCUGUUGCAAAUAAGUUCUAUGUUCAUAAUGAUAUCUUCAGAUACCAAGAUGAGGUCUUUGGUGGCUUUGUCACUGAGCCUCAGGAAGAAUCUGAAGAAGAAGUAGAGGAACCUGAAGAAAGACAGCAGACACCUGAGGUGGUACCUGAUGAUUCUGGAACUUUCUAUGAUCAAACUGUCAGCAAUGACUUAGAAGAACAUUUAGAAGAACCUGUUGCUGAACCAGAGCCUGAUCCUGAACCAGAGCCAGAGCAAGAACCUGUGUCUGAAGUCCAAGAGGAAAAGUCUGAGCCAGUAUUGGAAGAAACUGCUCCUGAGGAUGCUCAGAAGAGUUCUUCUCCAGCGCCUGCAGACAUAGCCCAGACAGUGCAGGAGGACUUGAGAACCUUUUCUUGGGCAUCUGUGACCAGUAAGAACCUUCCACCCAGUGGAGCUGUUCCAGUUACUGGGAUACCACCUCAUGUUGUUAAAGUACCAGCUUCACAGCCUCGUCCGGAGUCUAAGCCUGAAUCUCAGAUUCCACCGCAGAGGCCUCAGAGGGAUCAAAGGGUGCGAGAACAGCGAAUAAAUGUUCCUCCCCAGAGGGGACCUAGACCAGUCCGUGAGGCUGGUGAGCAAGGUGACGUUGAACCCCGAAGAAUCGUGAGACACCCUGACAGUCACCAACUCUUUAUUGGCAACCUGCCUCAUGAGGUGGACAAAUCAGAGCUUAAAGAUUUUUUUCAAAAUUAUGGGAAUGUGGUAGAGCUGCGUAUUAACAGCGGUGGGAAAUUACCCAAUUUUGGGUUCGUUGUGUUUGAUGAUUCUGAGCCUGUUCAGAAGGUGCUUAGCAACAGGCCCAUCAUGUUCAGAGGUGAGGUCCGUCUGAAUGUGGAAGAAAAGAAGACUCGAGCCGCCCGGGAAGGAGACCGCCGAGAUAACCGCCUUCGGGGACCUGGAGGCCCUCGAGGUGGGCUGGGUGGUGGGAUGAGAGGCCCACCCCGUGGAGGCAUGGUGCAGAAACCAGGAUUUGGAGUGGGAAGGGGCAUUGCUCCAAGGCAGUGAAUUGCUCUUCACCGAUCUUCAGGCAGCAGUACAAACCCUAGCUCCCACAGAAUGGUGAUUUCUUCAGCCAACCUUUUGGUAUCUUGGAAUCUGAUCCUAGUCUAUGAUAAACUGCUUAAGUUUGUACAAUUCUACUUUUUGUGUUACUGGUGUGUGCUCCUUCCCCUCUCACCCCCACCCCUCCACCUUUUAGUCCUUCACUUCCAGUUUUGUGGAAUGAUAUUUUAGGAAAAGUGGAUUUUUAAAGAAGAAAAAAAAAAGACUGCGUUUCCUUGCUUUAUUUGCAUAUAGACUGGAUUUUUUUUUAACAGUUUCCCCAAAGGAAUGUGUCUUGCUUAUUACUGACAUUUGGUAUGUUUCAUUCAUUGGAAUAUUUCUUACUUAUUUUCUACAUGUUUCAAAAGCCUGUGAGAAUUACAGGAUUUGAUAAACAUUUUGAAGGCAGGAAGAACCCAAAUUGUCUCUUCUUUGAGAGUCAUAACUACCUUCUGGUGUGGAAAAAUUGCCGUUGGAAAAAUUGACAAUUUAGAUUCUCUCUGGUAUGGUUAAAAACUGAAUAAAAGGUGUUAGUAGAGUUUUUCUUUGGAUACGUGAUUGCAGAACAGUUCCAAAACCUGUUUUUACCAUUGAAAUUUAAACUGUGAGAUAGGUUUUAAAUGUCUAGAAUGCAACUGAUAAGCUUUUCUUGAACUGUUAGAUUUUUUUUUUUGAAGUAGAGUUUUUUCAUGUUUAAUUUGUAUUUGUUAAAAAAAAACCAAAAAGACCCAAAAAAAAUUCAAAAAUCUGAGUAACACAAAACCAGAGCAAAACUGUUGUGCCUUCUAUUUAUCUUUGAUUCCAGUCUUGGCAAUUGUUUAAAAGAAAAAUAAUAAUAAAAAAAAAUAAACUUAGAUUUGUUCUAUUAGGUUCAGAGUAUGUUGGGAAUUACAGAAUCCCUCUUUCACCCUGUAUGUCUUGUGUUCAUUUGUUAUGCCUUAUUCUGAAAUUGAGUCUCAAAC